GUCCUAUUCGGGCUCCCGCCUCUGUUCAGUUCCAGAGACAAUUCAUGGGUCUUGGGGCCACCGAGGCGCUGUCCCUGACCACCAGCACGAGACCCCUUUCUAUCGCGCCAGUCCUGUGGUCUCCGCACCUCUCCAGCUCCUGCACCCCCGGCCCCCGUGGUUCCCAGCCGCACAGUAGCGUGUCCUGGGUAGCGUGAGGACCCACGGGGCUGGGCAGGUGCCACGAGCCCGCCGCCUCUUCGCCGCCCGCCGCCUCUCCUCCUCUCCCGCCCGCCGCCUGGCCCUCCCCUACCAGGCUGAGCCUCUGGGUGCCAGAAGCGCGGGGCCUCCGGGAGAAUACGUGCGGUCGCCCGCUCCGCGUGCGCCUACGCCUUCUGCUCCAGUUGCUUUCCCAAUUGAGCGGAAAAGCCGGGGCAUGUUGCCGGGGCCCUGGGCGGGACGGUUGUGCCCUGCAGCCCGAAGCCCGCCGGGGCACCUUCCCGCCCACGAGCUGCCCAGUCCCUCUGCUUGCGGCCCCUGCCAACGUCCCACAGGACACUGGGUCCCCUUGGAGCCUCCCCAGGCUUAAUGAUUGUCCAGAAGGCGGCUAUAAAGGGAGCCUGGGAGGCUGGGUGGAGGAGGGAGCAGAAAAAACCCAACUCAGCAGAUCUGGGAACUGUGAGAGCGGCAAGCAGGAACUGUGGUCAGAGGCUGUGCGUCUUGGCUGGUAGGGCCUGCUCUUUUCUACCAUGGCAGCCCAGGGCUAUGGCUAUUAUCGCACUGUGAUCUUCUCAGCCAUGUUUGGGGGCUACAGCCUGUAUUACUUCAAUCGCAAGACCUUCUCCUUUGUCAUGCCAUCAUUGGUGGAAGAGAUCCCUUUGGACAAGGAUGAUUUGGGGUUCAUCACCAGCAGCCAGUCGGCAGCUUAUGCUAUCAGCAAGUUUGUCAGUGGGGUGCUGUCUGACCAGAUGAGUGCUCGCUGGCUCUUCUCUUCUGGGCUGCUCCUGGUUGGCCUGGUCAACAUAUUCUUUGCCUGGAGCUCCACAGUACCUGUCUUUGCUGCCCUCUGGUUCCUUAAUGGCCUGGCCCAGGGGCUGGGCUGGCCCCCAUGUGGGAAGGUCCUGCGGAAGUGGUUUGAGCCAUCUCAGUUUGGCACUUGGUGGGCCAUCCUGUCAACCAGCAUGAACCUGGCUGGAGGGCUGGGCCCUAUCCUGGCAACCAUCCUUGCCCAGAGCUACAGCUGGCGCAGCACGCUGGCCCUAUCUGGGGCACUGUGUGUGGUUGUCUCCUUCCUCUGUCUCCUGCUCAUCCACAAUGAACCUGCUGAUGUUGGACUCCGCAACCUGGACCCCAUGCCCUCUGAGGGCAAGAAGGGCUCCUUGAAGGAGGAGAGCACCCUGCAGGAGCUGCUGCUGUCCCCUUACCUGUGGGUGCUCUCCACUGGUUACCUUGUGGUGUUUGGAGUAAAGACCUGCUGUACUGACUGGGGCCAGUUCUUCCUUAUCCAGGAGAAAGGACAGUCAGCCCUUGUAGGUAGCUCCUACAUGAGUGCCCUGGAAGUUGGGGGCCUUGUAGGCAGCAUCGCAGCUGGCUACCUGUCAGACCGGGCCAUGGCAAAGGCGGGACUGUCCAACUACGGGAACCCUCGCCAUGGCCUGUUGCUGUUCAUGAUGGCUGGCAUGACAGUGUCCAUGUACCUCUUCCGGGUAACAGUGACCAGUGACUCCCCCAAGCUCUGGAUCCUGGUAUUGGGAGCUGUAUUUGGUUUCUCCUCGUAUGGCCCCAUUGCCCUGUUUGGAGUCAUAGCCAACGAGAGUGCCCCUCCCAACUUGUGUGGCACCUCCCACGCCAUUGUGGGACUCAUGGCCAAUGUGGGCGGCUUUCUGGCUGGGCUGCCCUUCAGCACCAUUGCCAAGCACUACAGUUGGAGCACAGCCUUCUGGGUGGCUGAAGUGAUUUGUGCGGCCAGCACGGCUGCCUUCUUCCUCCUACGAAACAUCCGCACCAAGAUGGGCCGAGUGUCCAAGAAGGCUGAGUGAAGAGAGUCCAGGUUCCGGAGCACCAUCCCACGGUGGCCUUCCCCCUGCACGCUCUGCGGGGAGAAAAGGAGGGGCCUGCCUGGCUAGCCCUGAACCUUUCACUUUCCAUUUCUGCGCCUUUUCUGUCACCCGGGUGGCGCUGGAAGUUAUCAGUGGCUAGUGAGGUCCCAGCUCCCUGAUCCUAUGCUCUAUUUAAAAGAUAACCUUUGGCCUUAGACUCCGUUAGCUCCUAUUUCCUGCCUUCAGACAAACAGGAAACUUCUGCAGUCAGGAAGGCUCCUGUACCCUUCUUCUUUUCCUAGGCCCUGUCCUGCCCGCAUCCUACCCCAUCCCCACCUGAAGUGAGGCUAUCCCUGCAGCUGCAGGGCACUAAUGACCCUUGACUUCUGCUGGGUCCUAAGUCCUCUCAGCAGUGGGUGACUGCUGUUGCCAAUACCUCAGACUCCAGGGAAAGAGAGGAGGCCAUCAUUCUCACUGUACCACUAGGCGCAGUUGGAUAUAGGUGGGAAGAAAAGGUGACUUGUUAUAGAAGAUUAAAACUAGAUUUGAUACUGAACACUGUCAGUGAUUCAUUUUUUCAAAGUGAGACAGCUUCCUUGGGAAAUAUUGUCAAUACCUGCUCUUUCCACCCCAAAAUGGAAAGACUUCAUUUCCCUGGAAUGGGGAAGCUGAAGUGUAGAUGGACUCCUUUAAAACUCAUGCCUCCUCUGCCUUCACCUGAACAUUGAAUAGUUCAAUGAUUAUUUUAGAGAUAAAGCUAUUGGGUUGUGGACAGAUUAAAUAACUUGAUGGAGGGAA
Molecule: messenger RNA, 2816 nt
Organism: Homo sapiens (human)
Lineage: Eukaryota; Metazoa; Chordata; Mammalia; Primates; Hominidae
Gene: SLC37A4
Product: solute carrier family 37 member 4
Biological process (GO): transmembrane transport
Cellular component (GO): endoplasmic reticulum membrane; membrane
Molecular function (GO): transmembrane transporter activity
Source: RefSeq, marked reviewed